AUGGUGCUGGGCAAGCACAGACUAGGUGUGGGUACACGCCCCAAGCAACGUCUUUGGGAACGACUUGGUCUCUGGUCGAACCCCGAAUCCCAAACUAUGGUAAUGAACGCCAUUCGAAGAGUUCACGAUAACGAGUACAAUGCCUUUACUGAUCUUUGUCAGUAUUACCGACAUCAUGAUCCGACUAAUUGGGGACUCGAUCCACCAAGUGACCCCAAUUGGCAACCACCGGCACCAACAGUGGCACCAGCAGUGGCACCAGCAAAGACGGCAGCAAAUAAAGUGACAAGUACUGCAGCAACUCCGGCAGGGAAAACGGCAGGGAAGACGGAAAGGAAGACGGCAAGGAAGAAGGCGUCACCAGAAUCAACACCAGAACCAACUGCAACACCGGAAUCAAUAACAGAGCCAACAACAGAAUCAGCACCAGAAUCAGAGUCAUUGCCCGCACGGAGAUCAGCACUGGCAUCAGUAUCACGACGCAAACGAGGUUUGGAUACCACAUACGAUGAUGAUUAUGAUGAUGGUGAUGAAAUUCCACCCCGAAAGAGGCUAGCAUUUGGGGAGAUGCCAGAGUACCCAAACUUACCAGAUCCAAGGAGGUUGCGUGUUCAGGGGCAAGAGGCUAUCCUAGGACUGAGAUUGAUGGAGCAAGAUGUUGCUGUGGAAGAUAUUGGUAUGGAAGAUAUUUCUGAUGAAGAGGAAAUUCCUAUAGACCCAGAGCUUUUAAGGGAAGAGGAACUCUAG
Messenger RNA from Penicillium coprophilum, 747 nucleotides. RefSeq lists its product as uncharacterized. The record is from RefSeq and is a predicted model, not a curated record. NCBI's taxonomy places the organism in Eukaryota, Fungi, Ascomycota, Eurotiomycetes, Eurotiales, Aspergillaceae. Bases 1 to 747 code for a protein of 248 amino acids. The transcript has 2 exons.